AUGUCACCUAUAACAAUCCGCCCAGCAACGCCUGAAGACAUCCCCCAAAUGCUCGCCGUCUUCUUCUCCGCAUUCUCUUCCUCGCCUCUAAACAAGCGUUGCUUCCCCCCAUCAUCUCCUGAUGUCCAAGCCUUCCAAGCUUCAUUUCUCCAAACCAACAUCGAUGACAAGGAUGACAAUUUCAUGCUCGUCGCAGAGGACGAUUCUAAAAUCCUCGGCUGGGCGCGCUGGGCUCGUAGAGAAAACCCACCAUUGUCGGCGAAGCAGGUCGACCCUUCUACGUUUCCUGCUUCGGGAGACCAAGCGACCGCGGCGGAUUUCUUCCAGAGAAAUGCUGAUGAGACUUUCAAACACGUCGCUGGUGAGAGGCAUUGGUUCCUAAGCACGAUUGCCACUGCAAAAGAAGCACAGCGACGGGGCGUAGGAUCUGCGCUCAUGAGGUUCGGUGUUGAGAGAGCCGACCGAGAAGGUUGGAUGUCUUAUCUAAAUAGCUCUGGCGAAGGAAGGGGCUUGUAUGAGAAGUUUGGGUUCAAGGUCGCUGGAACGAGUGAGUUCCCUGAUCUGGGCAUGACGCAGUAUCAUAUGAAGAGAGAGGCAGUUCAGAAUUGA
Messenger RNA from Fusarium tjaetaba, 609 nucleotides. Its product is annotated as puromycin n-acetyltransferase. Bases 1 to 609 code for a protein of 202 amino acids. NCBI's taxonomy places the organism in Eukaryota, Fungi, Ascomycota, Sordariomycetes, Hypocreales, Nectriaceae. The record is from RefSeq and is a predicted model, not a curated record. Gene Ontology annotation, molecular function: acyltransferase activity, transferring groups other than amino-acyl groups. The transcript has a single exon.